Puma concolor (puma) is the source of this 717-nucleotide messenger RNA. The record is from RefSeq and is a predicted model, not a curated record. Lineage: Eukaryota; Metazoa; Chordata; Mammalia; Carnivora; Felidae.
AUGCGGCAGGAGUCGGCAGGAAGUGGUGCGGACAACCGAAUGCGUGGGUACGAACUUGAGAAGCUACCUGAGGCCAAGCAAGUUUCAGAACCUUUACUGCCUCACACCAGCGUCAGCAGGGAUGAACUGUUUUUGCCAGAUAAUCCUCUGUUCCUGACAGCACAUCUCUCCCCAGAAGAGAAGCGAGGGAGGUGCCACCUUGAUCCAGCUGAAGCAUUUCCAGGAAGCUUCUCUCUGGAUGCCACGUCGAGGCUGCCCUGCUGUAGCACAGAGCUGGUGAUUGCCGAGUGUGUGGACAUGGCUUUGCUCAGCAACAUCCUGGCGGCCUAUUCCUUCGUCUCAGAAAACCCCGAGCGCGCAGCUCUGUACUUUGUCUCCGGCGUGUGCAUCGGGCUGGUGCUCACUCUGGCCGCCUUGGUGAUGAGGAUCUCUUGCCACACAGACUGCCGGCAGCGUCCCCGGAAGAAGUUCCUGCAGGACCGAGACAGCAGCAGCGACAGCAGCGACAGCGACGACGGCAGCUCGGACACAGCGUCUGACAUCUCCGUCAGGAGACACCGCCGCUUCGAGAGGACUUUGAACAAGAACGUGUUCACCUCGGCCGAGGAGCUGGAGCGCGCCCAGCGACUGGAGGAGCGGGAACGCAUCAUCAGGGAGAUCUGGAUGAACGGCCAGCCGGAGGUGCCCGGGACCAGGAGCCUGAACCGCUACUACUAG